AGCAUUCAAAUUUCUUGUUCUAUGAUUUCAGCUUGUCAAGUUGUUGUCAACAAACACCUAACCUCAAACUUGAAAACGCUAAAAUCCAAAUUUGAGAUGAAAAGUUGAUAAUAACGUAAAAAUGGCUUUUUCUAUGCAUACUAAACUAUACCCAGCAAAUCACAAAACUGUGUUCGUGCUAGACCAUACUCCGUAUUUCGGUAUAUCAUGUGAAAGUCCGAUAGAAUUCGAGUUCUUGAAGGCAAGAACUCCCGGUUUUAUACCAAUGACACCGAUUUCCAAAAGUUUAUGGACUUCUAGCGUAGAGUCAGCUAUAGAAUAUUGCAGAAUAGUAUGGGAUCUAUUUCCACAAGGCAAACUGGUACGGUUCAUUGCUAGUGAUACUGUAGCUCAUAUCUUGAAUACAUGGAACCAGACUCAGCAAAACUUGACCCAUGUAAUGAAUGGGAUGUCUUUAAUAGGGGUACCUCCACCUCCCCCACCCUUAAGAAGUGUAAACACCCCCUUAGAUUAUACAGUACUUCAUGGCCUAAGAGCUGCCAUAGAAGCACUGAGUGAGGUCACAGAUAUACAGCAAGAAAAAAUUCAAAGUGGUGUAGAUGGGCAAAAAAUUUUGAAUAGGGGAAGAGUUAUUUGCAUUACAAGUGCUAGGGAUAAUGACAGCAUGAAAAGGCUUGAGGAUAUUUUUUUAUCUGUACUUACUCAACAAAAUAAAGUUAGUUCUACAGAAAGUUACAGGCUUCUUACCAUAGAUCAUUGCCACUUAGUUAUUAUUAACACAUUUCCCAUCAAUAUUGAAUCACAAGUCAACAACCACCCACCAAAAAAUCUUUCACCAAUUCUCACCACUGAAGUGCACUCUAUAAAAGCACCUCAAAUCCCAAAUAAAUUAUCUUCUCUGAUUCUUGACCAUUAUGAUUUGGCCAGCACAACUGUAACUGGCAUUCCUAUGAAAGAAGAGCAAAAUGCAUCUUCUUCUGCAAAUUAUGAUGUAGAAAUUUUCCAUGCUAGCUCAGCACACACAGCUAUACUUAAGGGGAAUGCUUCUGAUUCUGCUGCUAUUAGGACUAUCAAGGAGGGUUUAGAGUAUGAAACAACCACAUUGAAAUGGUGCACACCAAGAGGUGUAACUGGUACUGAACUACAAAAUUGUACAGCCACUUUCCGAAUCACCCCUGUUGAUGUUAAUUCAAGACCAUCAUUGUGUUUGAUUAACUUUCUUUUGAAUGGCAGGGCUGUAAUGUUGGAAAUGCCAAGAAAAUCAGGUGGAAAAAUUACCAGUCAUUUAUUAGCGGCACAUGGUGGAGAGAUAUUUAUACAUACCUUGUGUACUGCUAGGUCGGUGUUGGAAGAUCCCCCAUCUAUUUCAGAAGGUUGUGGUGGUAGAGUCACAGACUAUCGAAUCACUGAUUUUGGUCUGCUGAUAAAACAGAACACUCUGUUACCAAUAAAAAAUAAAAAUCCAGAAGAUGGUGUUCUACCAAUUCAAAAGAUAAAGACUAGGUUGAACAGGCUUACUAGGUAUUGGCCUUUAACUAUUAGUUCAACAUUGAUAUUCAACUUGAAGCAGUAUUUUGAUCCUUUACCAUCACUAAUUACUAAAGACAGGAUUUCAGAUGAUGAAGUGUUUCAAUGUAAAAAGGUUAUAUAUAAUCUCAUUUCUUUGGAAUCAAAAAUGGAACCCCUGCAUCCCCUAAAUACAGGACUCAGGGUAAAAGGACAGAAACGGGAGGAACAAUAUAAGGCAAUGUGGAAUGAACUGGAAAUGCUGUUAAAAAACAAUUUGCACAGCGAGAAUCAUAGGAGUGUGUAUACGUGUCUCUUAGAAUGCCACAAGUUCGAUUUUGAAGAUGAUAAAAUAGCGGAAAAAGUUGAACUAGAUGAAGCUUUGAAUCAACUUGACAAUAUUGGUCCCGGCAAGCCCGAACCCGGCGACCAACAACGAGCCUCCGUAAUUCGCGCCACGACAGACUCGCCGAUGUCUCCGCCCCCUUUGACGACGACAGCCCCGCCCUCUUCACGCGCCGCACCAAGAUCCGCCCCUGGGGGCAUCUACAGCACGCAACGCACGCUGUUCGAUAUUUUCGCGCAGGCGCAGAACAACGUCAAGCCGAAAAUGGAGUUUGUGGGGAGGUUGAACAGCGAGGGUAACGUUGCCAAGUUGUAUCCUAAUUUGAAAGGAGACGAUAGGGGGCCUAGGGAACAGAUGGAAGUUGAGUGAGGGUGAAAGAAGAGAAGACUCGGCGUGUGAGUGAUGGAAAGCAGGAGCAAGCUAAGGCUGGCAUGAACGUCAUGUAUAGCGAAGUUGUCACAAUAACGUUACAAUAUGGUGUGGCACAGUGCAGUUGGAAAUAUCGUGGAAAAACUUGAGAAUACUUGAAUCGACGUAAACAUUUUUUCUUUAUACAUUGAUAUCUUAGUAAAGCAUAUUAUGAGAAUUUGUAUCAUGAAUCAUGAUUUUGAAGGUGUAGAUAUAAAAACUUGUAUAUAUCAUAUCGUGCAAAUAUAAUAAUCAAAAUUGUCUUCAAGCUGAGUAUUCUAUAGAAUAAACAUUGAAAUUAUACAUUUUGUAAAUAAACAUUUUCCAUUA
Acanthoscelides obtectus is the source of this 2590-nucleotide messenger RNA. NCBI's taxonomy places the organism in Eukaryota, Metazoa, Arthropoda, Insecta, Coleoptera, Chrysomelidae. The record is from the annotation of a GenBank genome assembly.